AUGUCUUAUUAUAUUUUAUUCUUCGAAUUUCUCAUUUCAUCGGUGAUUAUAGCAGAUCCAGGCUUAGCACCGAUCGAUCCUAAUGCUUAUGCAGUUCCAUCCUCAUCAUCAUAUGAUUAUUAUGGAUACCGGCAAGCACAAGCUAAACAACAACAGCAACAACUAGAGACACCGUCACCCUAUUUAAACAAACGAAAUCCAGACGCCAAUCAAAAUCCAAAUUCACAACAAUCAGUUAUAUCAUCUUACGGAACUAAUCCAACACGAGUAUCAUCAAAUCAAUGUAGAUUACAUAUUAAUUGCCCAAAUGCAAGAAAUCGAGUCGCACUUGAUAUUCAAGGGCCCGCUGGACCACCUGGUCCACCUGGCAAACAAGGUAUUCAAGGUCCAAGUGGUCAACCAGGUUUACCAGGACCACCCGGUCGCGAUGGUUAUACAAAUAUAAAAUCAGCAUUUUUCGUUGCCCUAAAUAAUACUUAUCUCCUACAAACAGAUUCAUCUAUUGUCAUUUGGGAUGAUAUACUAUUAAAUAAAAAUAAUCAUCUAAACACUGCAUCGGGUAUCUAUUAUGCACCGAUAAGUGGUAUAUAUGAAUUUAGUUUAACUGUUUGUGUGCCAGCUAAUCAAAUUGCAUCUGUAUCUUUAUGUAAGAAUACAGAGAAUGUCGUUCCAUUAUGGGUUGAAGGCUUUUUAACAGCUGUUAAAAAUCAAAAAGUACCUGUUUGGAAUACAGCAUCAACAACGAUUGUUUUAUUUUUAAAUAGAGGUGAUCGAGUUUAUAUUAAAGCUCAAUCCCGUGAUGAUGGAGAUUAUAAUUUUAAAACAUCGUUAUAUGGUUGGCGCUACACAACAUUUGGCGGAUAUUUAAUUCAUGAAGACAAUUAA
Molecule: messenger RNA, 885 nt
Organism: Rotaria socialis
Lineage: Eukaryota; Metazoa; Rotifera; Eurotatoria; Philodinida; Philodinidae
Source: the annotation of a GenBank genome assembly